ACUGUCAGAACGAACUUCUGCUUUCACUCCGCGGCACUGAUUCAGACAUCCGAAACAUGCAGUAGAUCAGGGUCUCUGCCGGGACACUUAGACACGGUAGUCGGUACCCAUUCAGAGUGUCUGCAUCAUUAUUAUUUCCCACGGUCUUCAGAGUUAAAAAAAAAUGCACUCGUUGAUUUACAGUAAGGAGGCACCUGCAGCCUGAUGGACCAAAGAUGUGUCAAAACAGAGCGGAGGACUGCGUUUUCUUCAUCACAAUAAUUGUUGGGAGUGAACAGAACAACAGAGAUUUGGAAAUAUGUUGAUAAAGAUGUCUUCUUUGUCCUGUGGAAUGGAGAAUCUGAAGUGAUGGAGAACAGAGAGGAGAGCCCUGUGGAAGAGCAGGCCCAGACACCGCAAGAGCGAGGAAUUCUCUACAUCUGGCAGUCAGCGGGCCCCGCUCUGCAGCUGUGUCCAGAGAGAGUGCUUCUAUCCAGGCCUGUCCUGCAGACUGCCCUUGGAGAACAUCAUGGACUCCUGCUCACACAGGGUGGUCUGGUGUAUUCUUUUGGUGAGCUGUUUUGGAGGGAUCUAAGUGUACCAGUGUCUGCUCCUGUGCUGGAGGUCUCAUUGCUGGGAAAGACAAUGGUCCGUGUGGCUGCUGGUGGCUUCCAUUGCGGAGCCUUAAGUGACCAGGGCAACAUCUAUAUGUGGGGGGAGAACACUGCAGGACAGUGUGGCCUGACUAAGAGUUGUGCAGCAUCAGAGAUCACAUCAAACAUCACAGUUUCAGAGCCUUGCCAUGUCCCUGUGGUGGAUAGUGAGGUCAUUCCUCCAGCGGUGGUUAAGGUGGUGGAUCUGGCCUUCGGACGGGAGCACAGCCUUGCUCUGUCAGCUCAGAAUGAGCUGUGGGCGUGGGGAAGUGGCUGCCAGCUUGGCCUGGUCACCAGUACUUUCCCUGUAUGGAAACCACAGAAGGUGGAGCACUUGGCAGGCAGACAUGUACUUCAGGUGGCUUGUGGAGCAUACCACAGCCUGGCCUUGGUUCGUAGUUUAACUCCAAAGAACUACAACACCCUGAAUCCUGAGAAAGGGGAGCAGGGCCAGUCAACUCAGUCCUUUGUGACAGAGAGGGACGAGUUGUUGGCAGCUGACACUAGUCACUACUGUCCCCUGGGGGUGGAGCUGUCAGGCGAGACCCCUCCAAGGAGAAGCAGCCCCAGACCUAAGCCUCAACAUGGUGCAAGGACGGCUAGCAGUAGCCCUUACAGCCAGCUUAAGCCCCAUGAGCACUUUGACCCUCUCACUGAAGUAGACGGCGGCCGCUUGUCUCGCUCCCUGCCAGUCUGGAGCGGGAAUAAGGACACCUCUCUCCUUGAAGGAAUGGAGCUUCAGAAAUUAGUCCAGAAAAACUCAAGUUACUCAUGGGACCACAUUACAGGGCCAGGAGACACCGACUCACUGAGCAGUUACACUUCAGAUGACAGCUGUGUUUCUUCAACUCCAUCCACUGAUCUAUUGACUUCCAGUUUCAAAGAAGACCUACAAAUUAAAAGCCAAACCAACAGCAGCAGUUCCAUACCGUACUCCUCCUCACCAGUGUGUUUGGAAGAAGUUCGCCUUUUUCUUGCUGGAGAGAAGCGGGGACUGCAGGGGCAGAAGAGCUCAAGUCUCACGAAUAUCAAUCAGAAGGGGAACGCUGCAAGCAGAAGACGCUCCCUGCCUGGAAUACCCACUCAUGGGUCUCCACGACGACACAGGCCUUGUGCCUGCAUACCAUCCUCUGUUUGUCGGUGCCAGGCUGCAGCUCCGGAGGAUGCUGGAGACGGGCUUCCAUCUCUGGAGACUGAAGUGUGGAGCUGGGGCCGCGGGUCUGAGGGGCAACUGGGCCAUGGAGAUCAACUUGCCAGACUCCAGCCUUUAUGUGUCAAGUCUAUGAUUGGUGAGGAGGUAAUCAAAGUGGCUGCUGGCUCACACCAUUCCUUGGCUCUCACUGCUCACUGUCAGGUGUACUCAUGGGGCAGCAACAUGUGUGGACAGCUUGGUCAUGUCAACAGUCCUGUCACCGUUCCUCAACUCACUAAGCUAUCUGAUGGUCUUCGAGUUUGGGACAUAUCAGCUGGUCAGAGUCACUCCCUCCUCUUGGCUGAUGGAGACUGUGUCCAGCCUGUCCUGUUGUACUGCGGUCAGCAGCUUCUCUCAGUGCAGCAGGAGACGUCACACAAAGGUCAAAGGUCAUGCCAGAGGUCACCCAACAAGGCAGAGAGUUACACCGUCAGACCCACCCUGUUGCCCUUUUGCAUGGAGAUGGGUUACAUUAGCAGUGUGUGUUGUGGUGGUCCAAGCUGUGCAGCGUUGGCAGACCAGAACGUGAUGGGUUUUAUUUCAGCCAUCCAUGAGCUAGCCUCCAGAGAGAGACAGUUCUUCUGCUGGUUGAGCAACACCAGGAAGCUCCUCCUCACACCACUACGCAACAGAGAGAGUGUCAUUCCAUCGCUAAGUGAGCCAUGCACUCAUCUCUUCUUCUCUCUCUGUGAGAGUUUCAUUCGUCUGAGUGUCCUGAUCGCCCGCCAUUCAACAUCACUCAGCUACUUCCUACAUAAUGUGCGAAGACAGGAUGUCACUUCUCUUCUUCUGCUGACACACACCGAGCACUUUGUGGACAUUUAUAAAGAGUACUGUUCUUCAGUCGGGGACUUCCAGGUGAUGGGUGGAUUCCACUCACUACAAAAACUCUCUCGUGAGUGUUUAGGCUCUCAGCAGACCAUGCUGGCUCAGCUGUGUGUAUCAGACCAGUCCGUCAGCGGGGAUGUUGAUCUGGUUUCACUGUUAUACUGGCCUCUGCAGCAGCUCCACCACUACAACCGAGUUCUGCUCAAACUGGCAGCUUGUUAUGAUGUGUUAACUGCUGAGUAUCAGUCCCUCCAACAGGGCUGUAGUCAGUAUGAAUCCCUGUCUUUGUCACUGACCCGGAGGAAAAAAGAGGCUGAAGUCACCCUCCUCUUCUGGAAGAGCCAUCCAGGAAAAACUACUGAGGUUCUGCGUCUCCCAAAACGUCGUGUGGUGUGUGAGAGCAGCAACAGAUCCCUGACUCUGCAGAAUGCUGGGCGGUUCUCUAACCACUGGUUCAUGCUGUUCAAUGACGCUCUGGUGCACACACAGGGUGCCAUUCCCUCACAGAUCCUUUUCUCCACACAUCACGUCUAUCCUCUGACCUGUCUGUGGGUGAAACCGGUCACAGAAGACAGCAGUGGACUCUAUGCGAUCAAAAUCACAUGUCCAGAGGAGAGUUUCACCCUGGUAGCAUCGACACCACAGGAGAAGAACAAGUGGCUGCGAUCUCUGAACCAGGCGAUGGAUCAGGUGGUAGGCGGUGGAGGUCAGGGGUCAUCACCAGGGUUGACAGCAAUGUCUCGUACGGCCUCCUACGUGUUCACUGGAGAGGGACGGUUUAAAGACGCCCAGUAUACCGGGGCCUGGCUGGCAGGACGAGUGCAUGGAAGAGGUACCAUGAAGUGGCCAGAUGGACGGGUCUAUAGUGGGAACUUCAAGAAUGGACAAGAGGAUGGCUUUGGACAUUAUAUUAUACCCAACAAAGUGCUGAAUAAGCCAGACAUCUACCAAGGAAACUGGAAAGAUGGCAAGCUCCAUGGCUUCGGCAAGUACAAGUAUGCCAGUGGUGAAGUGUAUGAGGGCUGUUUCUGUGAUGGGCAGCGACACGGUUACGGGAUGCUGAAUUCGGGGAGGCUGAGUAAGAAGUCUUCGGGCGUUUUUAUUGGCCAGUGGCUCCACGGCAAGAAGACAGGCUAUGGCGUCUACGAUGACAUCACAAGAGGUGAGAAGUACAUGGGGCUGUGGUUGGACGAGCAGCGGCAUGGCAGCGCUGUGGUGGUCACCCAGUACGGUGUUUACUUUGAGGGGACCUUCAGAGAAAACAAGAUGAGCGGCCCAGGCCUGUUGGUGUCAGAUGAUGACACAGCUCUCCAUGGGGAGUUCUCUGAUGACUGGACUGUCAAUGGGAAGGGUGUUUUAUCUCUCGCUAAUGGUGACAACCUAGAUGGCCUGUUCAGUGGAGAGUGGACCACAGGUCUGAAGGUGGUUGGAACGUACACCAAACCAGCCUACGAAGAGCCUGAAACUAGAGAGAGAAGCCGCAUGCUCAGGCUGGGUCAGUAUGUGGUGGCCGCAGAGCAGCGGUGGGUCUGCGUGUUCGAUGAAUGUUGGCGUCGGCUCGGCUGUGAUGCUGCUGGGAGAGGAGAGAGGUCUACGGCCUGGGAGAACAUUGCUGUUACCAUAUCAACUGCACGAAGACAGAGCCCAAAACUCAGCAGGUCUCAGAGCAAAGUAUUGGAGUCUUUGGAGUUUAUUCCUCAGUAUGGAGAACAGUUCACUACGGCCAACUAUGACAACAUACGAAGAUACCUCCUCAAGUCAUGUGAAACCCCUCACCACCCCCUGGGCUGGCUGGUGGAGACGUUGGUUACUGUUUUUAGGAUGACUUACAUUGGAGUGGGUUCCAACCGCAGGCUGCUCAGGCAAGCUGUCCACGAAGUUCAGGCCUUCCUUACACAUUUCUACGUCAUUGUGAGGUUUUUAUUUCCUGGGUUACCUGCUGACGGCUGUGCCAUCCCAGAAUCCCUUGCCUCUCAAUCUGAAAGCAGACACAACUCAAGCUUUGAAGAGCAGUGCGGUGUUUUGGUGGUGAGCUGCUCCUCUUUGCUCCUCCCUCUGCUGCUCCCUCAGCUCUACCCCCCUCUCUUUACCCUUUACUGCCUUCAGGAGGAGCAGGAGGAGGCCCGAUACUGGGAGCGCAUCCUCAGACUCAACAAACAGCCUGACCAGUCCCUGCUCAGCUUCCUGGGUGUGCAAGAGAAGUUCUGGCCCGUCUGGAUGUCAAUUCUGGGAGAGAAAAAACAGAUUGUGUCCAGCAGUAAAGAUGCCUGCUUUGUUUCAGCUAUAGAGACACUCCAACAAAUCAGCACCACGUUCACUCCGUCAGACAAACUCCUCGUCAUCAAGAACACAUUUGAAGAGUUGACCCAGGAAAUAAAACCUAUGUUGGAAGACAACUUCCUGUGGUGCAUGGAUGACCUGCUGCCCCUCUUCCUCUAUGUAGUGCUCAGGGCUAGGGUUAAGAACCUGGGAGCCGAGGUCAGUCUGAUAGACGACUUGAUGGACUCCAACGUUCAGCACGGAGAGCUGGGAAUGAUGUUCACCACACUGAGGGCCUGCUACAUCCAGAUUCAGCAGGAGUCGACUACUUAAGAGCAGCCAGGGAGACUCGACACUGUCAACAACAAAAGCACUUCCAGGAACGACACGUCGCCUCACACGUAGAACCUGACGUGAAAGAAGGUCGCUGGGAGCUACAAUGAGGACACACAAGUAGAAGGCAGGGGUGGAGUGUGAUCCUUGACACCUUGUCCGGUAGAUUUCCAUUUGGUAUGUUAAAACAUGGCAAAGUUCUCUCUUUUAUAUACAAAAAAAUAAUAAUAUAUUCUCAGAUAGAAAACGCAUCGCACCUCCUCUUGACAUGUUAGAGAACUGGAAUUUCAUAUUCACUGAUGGGUUUGGUUGUAUUUGUUCUUUAGAUUUUAUAGUUCCACUUUGUAAUAAUACAUCAGCUCGGGUUUUUUAUCAUCAAACUCUGUGUUGAAAGUCACAUAGUUUUUGGUGUAACAUUGCACUUAUUUAAAAAAUAAUCCAUGAAAACAUACAGUAAAGUGUACUGUUCACAACUUUCUGUCAGGAUCUCCUGUCACUCCACACAAAGAAAACUGACCAAACACUUACCAUGAGAAGCUUUCAGUUUUCAAAGUGAACAAAGGGAUGAUAGCUUAAGAUUGAAAUGAAAAUAAUAAUAGUUAUUUUUUAGACUUCAGGCAUCCCAUAAAGGCAACUAGCCGUUUUUAAGACUUGAUUUGACUUUUUAGCACUGAGUUGUUUAACUUUAUAGAACUUAAAUACUUAAAGGGAUACUUCACCUGUUGAAACAUGAAUCUGUAUUGACAUUGGGUCAUACAUGUAGUAGAAAUGUGAAAUACAUUUUGAAGUUGGUGCCUUCUUGGCCGAGAAAAAGCAGAAAGUGUAUUUUUGGCUCAUGAAUCCAUGAAUCCCAGAAUGCACAGCACCGCAGGCCACUCCCACUAAGGUCAAGUUUACAGACAUAUUUACUUCAACACAUACGGCCGUUUCCUCAACUGAUUCCGAGAUUUCUUCCUGAAGGAAUUAGCAUCUUGGAAAUUACUGGCAGAAAAUGGACUCUGUCCGUGUUCAUAAGCAAACAGUGAGAGCACCAACACUACCAGUCCGCCCCAGCUCGAGCCGGCCCAGGCUCCUCGUCCUCACCGCCGCCGACAGGCAGGCCUUAUGUCUCGGCUGCUGAGCUGGCAGCAGCCAGCAAUCAAGCGCCGGCCCUGGCGGGCAGUAGCCAGCGGCCACCAGCAGCUGCAGCAGCCUAGACUCAGGACUGGCCUGUCGGCAGCAGCCAUCUCACCGCUAUAUUUAUAUUUUUUCGCCAUUAUCAGCUUUCUCCAUAGAGCCUGUUAGCAUAACUUCAAAGCAAUAUGGCGGAAGUUUCGAUUCUGGGAGUGAGUUCCCACCCACUGAUCUGUGAUUGGUCUGUAGCUUCAGUGGUCGAAAAUAUGAGGAACUAGCGUUGUAGUUUCACCCCGCUAACCACAACAGCUUCCAAUGACGCAAAAUGACGUUUUUUGCGUCACUGGAAGAUCCUUUUCAGACUUAAAAAUACAAAGAUCUCUCAGGGGAAAAUGAGGGCGGGAUGCACGACCAUUCAAAAAUACUGCCAGGUUUCUAAUGACACAAAGCUCAAUGCUAAUGGGUGAAGUAUCUCUUUAAAUACAUUAAGACAAAUAGGUAACAUGAAUGAUGUAUUUUCUUACUAGCAGAUUUUGGGGGAAAUUCUACAACCAGUGAUUGCACUGCUGAAAAUGUCAAUAUGAGGUGAAGCAGGGACCUAUAACAAGUUCAGGUAAUUAAAGGGAAUAAAAGCAAUUACAAAAUAAUACGUCAAAAAAUCACACUAAACAGUCUGUUGACUUAUUUUUAUUUAUUGAAUAUUAAGAUCUGUUAAAACUACAAAUCAAACCGCUUAAUGCUGCUGCUUGUUUCAACUCACAACGGAGCAGUUUGUCUCAGGUGUAAAACUGACAUGUAGGGAAGUAACAUCGAGAAAUACACAAGUACUUAUAAUAUAAUAAUAAUAAUACUCAAUUGAGGAAACACUGAUUAGCUAUGCACAUAGCAUAUAUGUCACAUAGUUUUUUGUACUAUUGCGUUUGUGAUUUUUGUGAAAAAGCAUUUUUUAACAAGUCCGACGACGGACCACAGAUUUUUGCACUGACAGUUUUUAUUUUUUAUUUUAGCCCCCCCACCAGCUAACCAGCAGAGCGUUAGAGUUGUUUCUCUUCCUACAUCAAGGACAGUCCUGUUUGUAGGAUCUUUUUUUUCAACUUGUUGCCACAUUAAAAUGAAAUUUGACGGGAGGUUGGUCUUAAAUUGUUGAACUAAUUCUUGUGCAGCCAGUCAUUUCUAAAGAACUCUUUUGUUUUUGGAGAUAAAACAUUUGAAAGACUUUAUUUUCUCCUGAACUACUGCACUUACAGUAAAUAAGAAAUAUGACAUUUCUAUGCAACAGUUGUCACCUUUUAUGUAUUUUAUAGCAGAUCUAUUCAAACAAAAUGAUUGUAUAAAGGUACUUUAGAUUAACUUAUUUCUUUAAUGAAUAUGUCUAUUUUAUUUCAAAGUAAUUAUUCUAAGUUUUCUUUUUUCUUUUUUUUAGCCCUAGGGGGUCUCACUUGUAAGGGAAUUGUGUGAAUGAAUUUACUCAUUACUCGUUAUUAUUGAUUGAGAUUUAUUAAAAGUAUACUUUUUUUUGCUGUAUCAGAAAACUACACAUAGAGUCUAACUUUUAGAUUCUGGAAUAAGCGCACUUGUGAAUAAUCUAUUGUGAUUAAGGAAGCAUUAGUUCAAAAUCAACUAACACUAUGAUGUGUUUCAGAUGUAGACCAAAUAUGAAUGUGUGCUGACAAAUACAUGAUUAGGUUGUUUGGGAGCAGCCGCACUCACAGCACAGGAUGUAGGCCGUGUUGUUACUGACUAUUGAUGCACAGUCUUUAUUUUCUCUGGAAUAAAACAAACGUAUAGAGACGAACAGAACUUCAGAAUGCAACGACAAGCUUGCCAAACUGAUAGAAAAGAAUAAUGGUCUUUUUCUUUUUCAACAUCGCUACAUUUUGUUUACACUGAAUUGAGAUUUUCUGGCGUGUAAACAGUCAGCCAGUUUGUGUUUGUUGGGACAAACUGUUUGUCAUGUGUUUUUUUUUGCAAUUAGAUAAACUGAAGUGAAAUACAAGUGUAACACAUCAGGAGGAAUGUCACAACAGUAUUCAGUAGAUUUAAGGACAGUGCGGAUGUUUUGCACUCUUAAAAGAUCAAACACAUUUCCAGCACUGCCAAACAUUUUGUCACGCACAGCAUUCAAUUUAUUUUCUUACCUCUCGGCAGUCACGGGUUGUUACAUCAUUUGAGAGCAGCAUGACCAUUAGUGUUCAUUAUAACCAUUUUUGUACCUUCAACAUGUGGUAAUGCACUUCUAAGCAAGGACAUUCUGAACAAACAAACCUUAGAUCAAAAGACAUGACAUCUUCAACAGUGAGAAGUUUUCUCAGUCAGAAGAUUUCAUUUACUGUCACUUCCACAACACACACUCAGCAUACACAUGGGAGUGAAAUGCAGUUCUCCUCACACUUUACAUGUUUAGUUUCUGGGCAAAGUGAAACAUGCCGUGGGGUUCUUUUGUAUAAACUGCAUCUCUAGGAGGUUUGAGAAUUUGAGGCUAUAAACUGAAUUAAUGAAUUGAGUGUGAUAUUUUUCUAAGUGUAUAUUUUUGUUACUUUAUACACAUAAAAAGAAAAGAUCGGCACCAGGGAGGACAGGACGUUCAUUAGCUUUGAUGUUUAAGUUUAGCACUGAAAUGUAAAUAAAAAAAUGUGUUUAUUAAUUUUAAAAAAAGGGGCAAUACAUCAAAUUCUGAACAAAAAAAUGUUGAUUAUUUUUUGUAUCUCUUGUUUUGACUGGAUUGUAUUAAUUACCAUUUGUGAACAAAGUCUUUACAUAAAACACUCAGACGACU
Labrus mixtus (cuckoo wrasse) is the source of this 9133-nucleotide messenger RNA. RefSeq names its product alsin-like. The record is from RefSeq and is a predicted model, not a curated record. Gene Ontology annotation, molecular function: guanyl-nucleotide exchange factor activity. The coding region runs from base 349 to 5244 and encodes 1631 amino acids. Lineage: Eukaryota; Metazoa; Chordata; Actinopteri; Labriformes; Labridae. The transcript has 40 exons.